AUGGGCCCCAACGCAAUGUCACCUCAAUCGUUGAUGGCUCUAAGCUUUGACCAGCUAUUCGACACCAUCGUCAUCCGUAUCAAUGGGCCAGAGGCGUUCAAGCAGCCCACGAAAUAUCUUGAAAAGGAAAUCACCAUUGAUUUUAUGGUCGAAGACGUGGACCAAGUCGGAAAGCCGGGUGCGGGGUGGCACCUGAGACUCAGCAACGCUGCCCUGACGGGGCAUGCCGUUCCAUAUACUGCAUUUCCGAACCCGCGAAACGCCGGGAUUUCUCUGACUGUCUGGCUCAAGCACCAGGAACUCGUGUAUCUCGUUGGAGGCACAACUUCUGGCAAUAACCCAAAUGUCGGCAAAUUCACUACAUCUGGGGACCUGGACGCCUGGAGCGAUAUCACAUCCCGGGUCACCAUCCCAAAACCGUCCCAAACCCUGCCUUCAACAUUGUCACCCCUUGAAAUGGGAGGGGAAAUUUUAUUCAAAUCGAUCCUGUAUUAUGAGGAUAUUAGAACUAUGAUUAUGUUGACAUGUCUAAAAUUGGUUUCGCUCUUAGUGCUUCUUUUUCCAUUAUAA
Molecule: messenger RNA, 570 nt
Organism: Penicillium manginii
Lineage: Eukaryota; Fungi; Ascomycota; Eurotiomycetes; Eurotiales; Aspergillaceae
Product: beta-lactamase domain-containing protein
Exons: 1
Coding region: 1-570 (189 amino acids)
Source: RefSeq, a predicted model, not a curated record